This is a messenger RNA of Phalaenopsis equestris, 5958 nucleotides long. RefSeq lists its product as uncharacterized. Gene Ontology annotation, molecular function: chromatin binding. Gene Ontology annotation, cellular component: nucleus. The record is from RefSeq and is a predicted model, not a curated record. Lineage: Eukaryota; Viridiplantae; Streptophyta; Magnoliopsida; Asparagales; Orchidaceae. The transcript is spliced from 5 exons. The coding region runs from base 376 to 5304 and encodes 1642 amino acids.
AAUAAGGCAAUAAGCUUCUCUCUCUUCUCACAGAUCGCGGUUUCCGCGACCCAAAUCUCUCUGAAAAUCCCUUCUUUUUCGCCUUUCGUGUUCUUACCCGUUCUCUCGAUUGCUCGAUUCGAUUCGAUAGGUCGUCGGCGAGUCGUCGGUGGCCGCUCUGCGAAUUAGGGUUUCGGCGUUUUUGAUCGGCUGAUGUGCGUGAACGCGGCGGAUCUAGGGUUUCGCGGAUCGGUAUAGAGGUAGCAGGUGGGUGCCUAGGGUUUAUUCGUUCUGUCAUCGGGGACAAGGGGAUUUGUUUAAAGGUGGGGAAUUGAUGUGUCUCGCACGGGGAGGACGAGGGAUCGGAACCAACAACGGUGGGGAAGAUGCAAGGCUAUGCAUGGGCGGCAAGGUGAAGAGAGGAAACGGAGGCAGCACAUGUGGUCGGUCCCUGCGCCCGGUACAGCAGCAGCAGUAGAGAAACCGGCUGUGAUUAUACAGCCACCAGCUCCGGCGGCAAAUUUGGUUCAGACCUCUGCAGAUUCUUUCUUGAAGCAGGACGGUAGAAAAGUUCAAGUAGGUGAUUGUGCACUUUUCCAGGCAGGCAAUGCUCCACCUUUUAUUGGAAUUAUACGAUGGUUUUCGACUGACAAAGAGGCUUAUUUCAAAUUAUGUGUAAAUUGGCUUUACCGACCUGCUGACGUCAAGCUUGCAAAAGGCAUAUUACCAGAAGCAGCACCGAACGAAGUCUUUUACUCUUUCCACAAGGACGUAAUAUCUGCUGCUUCUUUACUUCAUCCUUGUAAAGUUGCAUUCCUUCGCAAGGGUGUUGACCUGCCAUUGGGAAUAUCUUCGUUUGUGUGUAGGAGAGUGUAUGACAUAGCGAACAAGUGUUUAUGGUGGCUAACUGAUCAGGAUUAUAUAAAUGAACAUCAGGAAGAAGUAGAUCAGCUUUUAGAUAAGACUAGGCUAGAAAUGCAUGCUGCAGUGCAGUCUGGGGGACGCUCUCCAAAGAGAUUGAAUGGUCCAUCAUCAGCAGAACAGUUAAAAUCUGGUUCAGAUAGCAUACAGAACAGUGGGACUUCCUUCUCUUCUCAACUUAAGGGCAAGAAGAGGGAGAGGGGUGAUCAUGUUACAGACCCUAUUAAGCGAGAACGUACUUCAAAAACGGAUGAAGGUGAUUCUACUGGUUUUAUCUUUGACAACAACAUGCUAAAGUCUGAGAUAUCUAAAAUAACAGAGAAGGGGGCCCUUACAAGUACUGAUGGGGUUGAGAAGCUGGUUCAGCUGAUGCAAGUUGAUAAUAGUAAGAAAAUAGAUUUAAAUUGCCGGGUUCUAUUAGCAGAUGUGAUUGCAGCUACUGAUCGAGUAGACUGCCUGAACAAGUUUGUGCAGAUUAGGGGUGUGCCUGUUCUAGAUGAAUGGCUUCAAGAGGCACACAAAGGAAAGGCUGGUGAUCGGCAUAGUCCCAAAGAGAGCGAUAAAGCUGUGGAAGAGUUUUUGUUGGCAUUACUUCGUGCAUUGGAUAAGUUACCUGUCAAUCUAAAUGCCCUCCAGACUUGUAAUAUUGGAAAGUCUGUGAAUCAUUUGCGCAGUCAUAAGAACUUGGAGAUUCAGAAGAAAGCUAGAAGUCUUGUGGACACUUGGAAGAAAAGAGUUGAUGCGGAAAUGAAAACUAAUGAUGCCAAACCUGUUGGACCCAGCCAAGCCAUGGCAUGGCCGGUCAAACAGGGUUUCUCUGAACUUUCACAUGCUGGAAAUAGGCGUACUGGAUCGGGCGAGUUAUCUUUGAAAAGCUCAAUCACUCAGCAAUCCACAUCUAAGGGCAUGGCUGUGAAGUCUGUUCAUGCAGAUGCUGUGAAGUCUACAGCUGCUAUUGUGGGAUCUGGGAAACUGCAAGUUUCUUCUUUGGCAUCUGGAAUAAUUAACUCAAAGGAGUCGCUUUCAAAAGUUGCUGCUGGUAGUGGGAUUUCGGAUUUGCCACAGAUAGUAGCAAAGGAGGAAAAGAGCAGCAGUUCGAGCCAGUCUUGUUCAAGUGAUCAUGGCAAGACUGUUGGCUCUUCUUUGAAGGAAGAUGCUAGGAGCUCUACUGCAGGAUCAGUGAAUGCCAACAAGACUUCUGGUGGUUCAUCACGCCAACGAAGGUCAAACAAUGGUUUUAUAGCUAGCAAUAUAACUGGGGGGCACAGGGAAUCUAUUUCGAACAAAUCAGUCAUGCUUGUCCGAAAUUCAACGGUUGAGAGGUCUUCACAUGCUGGAGUAAAUUAUGAUAAAACAGGGGAUGCAUCUGCUUCAGAUCAUGGAAGCAAUCAUAGAUUGAUUGUCAGGUUUCCUAAUCCUGGUCGCAGCCCUGCCAGAAGCACCAGCGGAGGCUCUUUGGAAGAUCCCUCAGCUGGUAGCAGAGCAUCCUCUCCUGGUGUUCCUGAUAAAUCUGAGCCUGGAGAUCGGAAGGUGACUGGAAGGGAUGAUGUUGGUCGAACUUACACUCCUGCAGAUCUCAAUGGUGAAUCGUGGCAAAGCAAUGAUGUUAAGGAAGGGCUAAUUGUAUGCGAUGAGGGUGAUGGAUCUCCUACUAUUAUCCCUAAUGAAGAAGGAAGGACGGCUGAUGAAGCUCUGAGGGCUAUAGAAAUCUCUAGAACUGCUUGUUCAUCAUCUGGUGGUAAUGAUAAAGGUACCCAUGUUGGUGAGCCCAAGAUGAGGAAUUCUUUUAGCUCCAUGAAUGCGUUGAUUGAAAGCUGUGCUAAAUAUUCUGAAGCUACCACACCUUUAUCAGGAGGAGAUGAUAUAGGCAUGAAUUUACUUGCGAGCGUGGCAGCUGGAGAAAUUUCCAAAUCUGAUGUAGUUUCCUCCCCUGCUUCUCCAGGAGGUUCUCCUGCAAUCGAGGACCCUUGCAGUGGCAUAAAUGAGGCUAAGUCCAGGUUUUCUUCUGGUGACUCUGGUUGUCGAAAUAUUGGUCCAUAUGAUGAAAAUGCUGAUUUCAACUCUGAGAAGCAUGGAAAGGACAACGUUCCCUUGUUUCCUAAGGAUGACAUACAAGAGGCAGGUGUGAAUUUCCCAUGUGAUAUCACAGGGACUGCUCCCAUGUCGGAAGAUAGAACUCAACAAAAUGGGCUUCUCACUGAUGUAAAAGAAAAGUGUGACAGGGAAGAUGCACAUCAGAACCAGGAUGACCGGAGGACUGGUGGGCAGAUUGCUGAUGUUCUCACAAAUUGCAAUUCUGAGCUAAGGAGCCCUACAGAUCAAAUAAAAACCAGCUGCUCUGUUCAUGAAGUUAUUGUGGAAGGAAGCAAGUUCACAUCUGAUUCUAUUUGCAAAUCUUUGCCUCAUGGUAUUGACUCCGAUGCUUCUGCAUCUGGUAAAAAUAUUGACAACUUGAUGAAUGGGGAUUCAUCAAUAAUUCAUCCUUUUGAGGAGAGUGUUCAGACUGGUGCCACAUUAUCAGGACAAAAACCACAUUCUGUUGAUGAAACCAAAACAGUGGUGGAAAGAAAGGGGGGUGAUGGACCUGUUUCCUCUCUUACUGAUAAGUUUCCAUGCCCAGAAAAUGCUGAUUUAUCUAAAAGUAAGAUGUUUGAUAGCUCAGAUGGUAGAUGCCAUGAGCAGACUGAAAGGAACGGAUCAAUCAUCUCAGUCACAAGCAACAGAACAUAUAUCAUAUCUGCUUCCACCACACAUGGCAAGCCCAAUGGCACUGAGAACGUAGGUAAACUAGCUUCUCUUGAAAAGCAUGCUGCAAGUUCUGGUGAUCAUGAUCAACCACCUACCGUUCAUAGGGAAGCCGAUGCAUGUGCCAAAAUGCCUGCAGCUGAUGGAGACAAAAAGGAGGAAACUGCAGCUGAGAUUUCUUCAUUUGUUACAACCUCUGAGCAAGAUGCGGGGACUAAACUUGAUUUUGACUUGAAUGAAGGUGUACUUGGAGAUGAUGUGAAUCAGAGCGAGCCAAUUUCAGCUGCUGCAUGUGUUUACUCACCUGCAAUAAGAAUCUCAAAUUUCUCAUCUCUUUCAUCUUCACCCAAUCGAAAUGGUUCUCCAGCUCCCAUAACUGUUGCCGCUCCAGCUAAAGGAUCUUUUAUGCCUCCUGAAAAUCUGUUGAAGAGUAAGGGUGAACUGGGAUGGAAAGGCUCAGCUGCUACUAGUGCAUUUCGUCCUGCAGAACCUAGAAAGGUUCUUGAGAUGCCGCCCAAUACUUCUGAUGUGCAGUCAUCAGACUCUACCUCAACUAAGCAAGGCCGUCCUCCCUUGGAAAUUGAUCUCAAUGUUCCCGAUGACAGAUCUUUAGAAGAUGUAGCCUCUCAGAACUCUCCUCAGACAACAGGCUCCGAGUCGGGUGUAAUUAGUAACCAUGAUGUACCUGCAAGGGCUGCUGGUGGACUUGAUCUUGAUUUGAACAGAGUUGAUGAAGGUGCAGAAAAUGGUCAGUUCUUAGCCAGUACCAGCCAUCGAUUGGAAGUACCGUUGUUGCCUUCAAAACCAGCAGUGAAUGGAUUCCCUAAUGGCGAAGUCUAUAUGUUAAGGGACUUUGAUCUAAACAAUGGGCCUGGCGUUGAUGAAGUUGUUGCAGAGCCACUUUCAAGAAGUCAAAAUAUUAAGAACAGCAAUAACAUGCCAUUUGUUCCUCCUAUUGUUGGUCUUAGAAUGAAUAAUACCGAGCUGGGAAGUGGGUGGUUUCCACCUGGUAAUUCCUACCCAGCAGUUACCAUUCCAUCAUUCUUAUCUGAUAGAGGAGAGCAAUCUUAUCCAAUCGUCGCAGCUGCAGGGUCCCAGAGGAUUUUGGGGGCUGUAACCAGUGCUGGUUCUUUUGGAAGUGAUAUCUAUCGAGGACCAGUUCUUCCAUCCUCUCCAGCCAUGGCUUUCUCUCCAGCUGCUACUGCAUUUUCUUAUGCUGGUUUCCCCUUCGGCUCCAGUUUCCCUCUGGCAUCUACAUCUUUCUCUGCUGGAUCAACAAAUUAUGUUGAUUCUUCAUCUGUGGGCUCAUACUUCCCUCCCAUCCCUUCUUCACUCGUGGGAGCUGCAGGUGCUGUUACCUCCCCUUAUGCAAGGCCCUACAUGAUUAGUCUGCCAGAAAGCAGUGCUGCUACUGGAUCUGACAGCAGUAGGAAAUGGGGGAGGCCGGGUUUAGAUCUCAAUGCAGGUCCUGGAAGUGCAGAGGAAGUGAAAGAUGACAGAGUGCCCUCAACAAGACAGCUUCAUGCUGCCAGUUCACAGAGCUUCAUGGAGGACCAGGCAAGACUAUAUCAAGUUGCAGGUGGUGUUUUAAAAAGGAAGGAACCAGAAGGAGGUUGGGAACCCGAAAGAUUCACUUUUAAGCAGCCUUCAUGGCAGUAAUACCGGAGAUGACAUUCACGGUGAUGCAAGUGUGUGGCUCGGGAGUCUGCGGAAUGAAUGGAAAUUUUCUUUAUCACUAAGUUAUACACACACUAGAUCAUAUUUGUCCUGGUGUUUUCCUCAAGGGCAUUAUGGAGCUCAAUCAAAUGGAAUCCUUGAUGUAAUUGUUGUAAAUGUUGAGAUACGGUGCUCUCCUAUAAACCAAUUUUCAUGGAUCUGGUACUUUUUUUCUUUGUUUGGAUGCAUCAAGCAACACUCCAGCCAUGGUGAAGCACAAGGAUGAGCUAGUGCAGCUGCCAUAGAGAAGGGAACCAAAAACUUCCAGUUAUUUCUCUUGGCCUUUUCCCAAAUGACUGGAUUGGGAUGGUAUUUGGAGCUUUUCUGAAUGCGAAUCUGUUGGUAGUUGUUGUUACUGGAGAUUAGGUUCCUUGUAGAUAUAACUUUCUUUUAACAUGAAUGUUUGAGUUUCUUUCCCCUAGAAACUUGCAACUUUGCCAACAGGACAAAUGCUGUUUUGGUAAAAUGAGCUUUUCCAUCUGAAACAGUAUCGGUGGCACAGAACUUACAUGGCUGGCUCGUGUUGUAUGCACUGUGCUAAGAACAUAAGAAUAUUGUUUGUAUUUAAUAGUUUAGCUUCCCCGCUAAAUUUUGUCU